GGAGCAGAAGGCACAAUAACACUGUAACAGCAAGGGUUAAUUCAGAGCAGAGAAGGACACAGGGACAAGGUACCGAUGGGAGUUCGGUCACAAUGGCUGCUCUAUACCAGAGCACUGACUCCUCCUCCCCAAAUAAAUGUCUGGCUCUGAAAGAUGUCAGAGAAGUGAAGGAAGAGACUAAUUUAGAUGAAAAGCUCUUUUUGCUGGCCUGCGAGAAAGGCGACUACUAUAUGGUUAAAAAGCUCCUGGAGGAGAACAGUUCAGAGGAAUUAAAUAUUAAUUCAGUCGAUGUCCUGGGAAGAAACGCUAUUACAAUAACCAUUGAAAAUGAGAACCUGGAUAUUCUACAACUUCUUCUGGACCAUGGCUGUCAGUCUCAUCAUAUAUGGGGUAGCAGGUGGUCUCCUUUUGUGAGCCCUGAUGAUGUCUAUGAUGCAGAGGGCUCUUUGUCCACAGAUGCAUUGCUGGUGGCAAUAGACUCUGAAGUGGUGGGAGCAGUAGAUAUCUUAUUGAAUCAUCGUCCAAAAUGGUCUACAAGGCCAACAAUUGUGAAACUCAUAGAGCGUAUACAGAAUCCAGAGUAUUCCACAACCAUGGAUGUGGCUCCUGUUAUUUUAGCUGCUCACAGAAACAACUAUGAGAUCCUGACAAUGCUCUUAAAACAAGAUGUCUCUCUUCCAAAACCUCAUGCUGUAGGCUGUGAAUGUACCCUGUGUACAGCCAAGAAUAAGAAGGACAGUCUAAGACACUCCAGAUUUCGGCUUGACAUUUACCGAUGCUUGGCCAGUCCAGCCCUAAUCAUGUUGACCGAAGAAGAUCCUAUUUUACGGGCAUUCGAGCUCAGUGCAGAUUUGAAGGAACUGAGUCUUGUGGAGGUGGAAUUUAGGAAUGAUUAUGAAGAGCUUGCUCAAAAGUGUAAGACCUUUGCAAAGGACUUGUUGGCUCAAGCCAGGAAUUCCAGGGAGCUGGAAGUGAUCUUAAACCAUCAGUCCAGUGAUGAACCAGUGGAUAAGAGGGGACUGCUUGAAGAGCGGAUGAACCUAAGCCGUUUAAAGCUGGCAAUCAAAUACAAUCAAAAAGAAUUUGUAUCACAAUCCAACUGCCAACAGUUCCUCAACACAGUCUGGUUUGGACAGUUGGCAAGCUACAGAAGGAAGCACACCUGCAAGAAGAUAUUGAUUGUCCUCACAGUGGGGAUUUGCUGGCCAAUCCUUUCUCUGUGCUAUCUGCUAGCCCCAAAGACACAAGUCGGCCGAAUGAUCCACACACCUUUCAUGAAGUUUAUCAUCCAUGGGGCAUCUUACUUUACUUUCCUACUACUCCUUAACUUGUAUUCCCUAGUCUACAAUGAAGAUAAAAAGAACACUAUGGGACCAGCCUUGGAGAGAAUAGACUACCUGAUCAUUAUAUGGCUUAUAGGGAUGGUUUGGUCCGAUGUGAAGCGCCUUUGGUAUGAUGGCCUGGAAGAUUUUUUGGAAGAAUCUCGGAAUCAGCUCAGCUUUGUGAUGAACUCAUUGUAUUUAGCAACCUUCGCUCUUAAAAUAGUGGCCCACAGCAAGUUCCACCACAUUGCAGAAAGAAAGGACUGGGAUGCUUUCCAUCCCACACUGGUAGCAGAAGGUCUCUUCGCUUUUGGCAAUGUGCUAAGCUAUCUGCGUCUUUUCUUCAUGUACACAACCAGUUCCAUUCUGGGACCGUUACAGAUCUCUAUGGGUCAGAUGUUACAAGAUUUUGGAAAAUUCCUUGGCAUGUUCCUUCUAGUCCUGUUCUCAUUUACCAUUGGACUAACACAAUUGUAUGAUAAAGGAUAUACAGAUGAUGAACCCAAGGACUGCGUUGGAAUCUUCUGUGAACGCCAGAGCAAUGACACCUUCCACUCGUUUAUUGGCACAUGUUAUGCCCUGUUCUGGUACAUUUUCUCGCUGGCACAUGUAGCUCUCUUUGUAACCAGAUUUAGCUACAAUGAUGAACUUCCGUCAUUUGUGGGAGCAGUAAUAGUUGGCACAUACAACGUGGUGGUUGUGAUUGUAUUGACCAAGCUUCUGGUAGCAAUGCUGCACAAAAGCUUCCGGCUCAUCGCUAACCACGAGGAUAAAGAGUGGAAGUUUGCCCGAGCUAAGCUGUGGCUGAGUUAUUUUGAUGACAAAUGUACGCUCCCCCCACCUUUCAAUAUUCUCCCAUCUCCCAAGACUAUAUGCUAUCUGUUCAACAGUCUGAGCAAGUGGAUCUGUUCCCACACUCCAUCAGGAAGGGUCAAGCGACAGAACAGUCUCAAGGAAUGGAAGAGUCUCAGGCAGAAGAGAGAUGAGAACUACCAGAAGGUCAUGUGCUGUCUGGUACAUCGAUACUUGACUUCAAUGAGGCAGAAGAUGCAAAGCACUGACCAAGCCACAGUAGAAAACCUAAAUGAGCUCCGCCAGGACCUUUCUAAAUUCCGAAAUGAGAUGAGAGACCUCCUUGGCUUCAGGACCUCGAAAUAUGCAAUGUUCUACCCCAGGAAUUAAAGACCUUAUUAUAGAACUGUCCCUUUUUGUCUACAGAGCUGUUUGUGUUGGUAUAUUCUGCAUUCAUUUGUGCCAGUAUUUUAUAUCCUUAAAACGAACACUAAACCUAAAGCUGGAUGCUAAAAGUAAACAAGGAAUCUGGUUGCCCUCACUGUUUGGCAGUCUGCAGCACUUUCUGCAUGAUCUUGACACAACAGUCUUGUGGAAAUCUUGCAGAGAACAACGGGGUUAAUCUCUUGUUGAUCUGCUUCAGCUAGAUUUGACUAGAGUCCGACAGAGAGAGCAGAGCUUAACCAACAGGCAGGGAUUAACAAUCUUUUUGUACUACUGCAGAUAGGACACAGCAGGGAGGCUCAUGCUCCGGCCACUUGUCUUACAGCCUGUCUCAGGACCAUAAGGAGGAGGAGGGGGGACAUGCAUGAGCUCCUGGUGCACAGAGAGAUUUUUCAGUUUUAUUUAAGUAUUAAUAAUAAGUAUUAAUUAUAAUAUGAGACAAAGUGGGACCACGGAAAAUACAGUAUGAAAAUAAAGGGAGCAAGAGUUGGGAAUUUUUUAAAAAUGUUUCUGAUUUCCCAGUGUUCCGUAUUGUUUUAAAUUGUACAUCUCAUUAUAGUUUUUUUUUUAAAGAAAGCAGCAGGACACAUUUUUUGAAUGUGCCAUCUUUCAGCAGUAGGUGUGGUAAGAACAUUCUCCAUGAUACUUUGGUGGGGCACCACACAAAGUUGUGAUCAGAUCCCAUGUAUCUGAAGGUGAUGUUACUUGAAUAGGAUGCUAGAAGAAUACAGAUGCAGGUCGACAAAAGUGAGGCUGCACAGUAAUGCAGCAUGUCACAGGCAGUGUGAUCAUUCCAAACCCAUGCAUGGAGGAACAGAGAUUACUUUUAUUUUUUAAGUCUUUCAUCAUCAAGAGGAAGCGGCCUGGAAAAUACUUAAUGACAUCACCGGAAUACACAGAACUAGGCAUAUUUGCAGUUGUCACCCCGUUUGUUCCUGAAUUAUUUCAUGCAAUCAUCCUAGUACAGUCCAUUCUAAUUCAUAUUUUAUUAUUCAGAAACCUACAAGAUACAGCAGUGGCACUAGACAUCAUGAUUACUGAGGAGAAUGUGCAUUAGACACCAUGGUUUUCACAGUUUCACAGAUACCGACCCAUGUGCAUUCCACAAUUUGCGGACCACACAUGGCCGCCGCUUAUCAUAGAAAAUACCUAUUCUUGUCCGCAAUUGCGAACAAGAAUAGGACAUGCUCUAUAUUUUUGACGGGGCCGAGGAACGGAACUACGGAUGCGGACAGCCCCAUUGAAAUGAAUGGGUCCAGCACCCGUUCCGCAAAAUUGCAGAACGGAUGCAAACUCAUUCGUACAGUCGUGUAAAUGAGCCCUUAAGGAGUUAUCCAAGUAUACAUUUUUCCCUUUCCCUGUGCUUCCCCUGCCAGGCCCUGCAACUUACUAUGGUACAUUUUUCUGUUUCACUCCGGAGAUCGGGAGAAACUAUUUUGUAGGUAGGGUAGGCAGAGUCCACUUCUUGUUAUAUUGAUGAUGUGUGGGAGGAAACAUUAGGAGGAGGCAGCAAGCGGAUGAUGGAGGGUCUAGUGGGCAGUGUUUAGCCCAGGGAAGGGUGUAAUAGGAGUUUACAUUUCUGGCGGAUCUGGCAGCACACAGCACUAUGGGAAGUAUGGGCUGCUGCUCUGCUACGUCCACAACCUGGAGGUUCGGGUUGUAAACAGUGGAGGGCAGGGGAGCAGUGAGACUGAAGUGGGGACUUAGGUACAUUAUUAUGUAUGUAGGAGACCAGACGAGGCUUACACAAUUAAAUUACAUUUUGUAGGAUCCUGCACAAGCCUUUUAAAGUAUGAUGACAAAAUGCAUAACAUGGUUCAUUCAACUGCUCUGUUAAGAACAGUUUAUUAUGAGGUGUAUGAUUCCUUUACAUGUAUACCUUGCUUUAUUAUGGUUCUCUGUAAAUACGGAUGUAGCAGGGUUAACACACAUGCUUUACCAGACAUGUUAUCUAAACUAAAUGCAACUAAAUGCGUUAAGCAAUUGCUUUUCAAUGGCUUUUGUUUCAAGAUAACGCAAUGAGUUAAGAAAUUUGAGUUAAGAGUGUGUGUGUUACCCCUGCUACAUCUGUACAUUGGCAUGUCAUUCAUUUCACACACAUUUAUUUAACUGAACAAAAUAUCAAAUUAUUUAUAUUGUUUGUUCCUUUGAGUCACAGUUAUUUCAUUGUUUUACAGAGCAGAAAUUCAUUAUUUCAUAUCCU
Molecule: messenger RNA, 4761 nt
Organism: Bufo gargarizans (Asiatic toad)
Lineage: Eukaryota; Metazoa; Chordata; Amphibia; Anura; Bufonidae
Gene: TRPC1
Product: transient receptor potential cation channel subfamily C member 1
Exons: 14
Coding region: 93-2504 (803 amino acids)
Biological process (GO): regulation of cytosolic calcium ion concentration; calcium ion transmembrane transport; manganese ion transport
Cellular component (GO): membrane; cation channel complex
Molecular function (GO): inositol 1,4,5 trisphosphate binding; store-operated calcium channel activity; protein binding
Source: RefSeq, a predicted model, not a curated record